UUUGACGUUGGUUAUAAAAAAGCACUGUGCAAUUGUAAAUGAGAGAAUACGGAUAUUCUUCCUAGUCUGAAAAGCUAUUGAUCAACUAAAUUAUCCUGAAAACAGGAAGCAUAUACAUUUUUUAACUAAAAGUUUAAAGCACAUUGAUCAAUAAGCAGGUAAUCAAUAUACAACUGUGAGUGAGAAAAUGGUCUUAUGCAAGGAAUACCGCAUUUGCAUGCCGCUCACAGUGGAAGAGUAUCGCAUUGGACAGCUGUAUAUGAUUGCUCGCCACAGCUUGGAACAAUCUGGUGAUGGUGAAGGAGUUGAAGUUGUGGAGAGUUAUGAAUUCGAAGAUCCCGUGCAUGGCAAGGGACAUUAUACAGAAAAACGCAUAUAUCUAUCAAGUCGUUUACCAUAUUGGAUACAAGCCGUCUGUCCGCGUGUAUUUUACGUCGUAGAAAAGUCCUGGAAUUACUACCCUUUCACAAUAACAGAAUAUACCUGCUCCUUCGUGCCCAAAUUAGGCAUAACAAUCAAAACUAGAUACGAGAAUAAUAAUGGGUGCUCAGAAAACUGUCUGGGACUUAGCGAAGAGGAAUUACAGACACGCUUAUUGGAGGAAGUAGACAUUGCAUUUGAUGAGCUUUCCAAUCAGAAUCUUUAUAAAAAAGAGGAGGAUCCCAAAUUUUUCAAAUCUGAGAAAACAGGUCGCGGUCCUCUCAUCGAGGGUUGGAGAAGCAUGGAUGAUCCCAUUAUGUGUUCCUACAAACUGGUAAAUGCUUCCUUCGAAGUUUGGGGUUUACAAACCAAGGUAGAAGAUUUUAUACAACGUAGCAUACGCGACGUUCUGUUGUUGGGUCAUAGACAAGCAUUUACAUGGAUUGACGAGUGGUAUGGCAUGACUUUGGCCGAUGUGCGUGCAUUUGAAAGACAAAAGCAAGCUGAAACAAAUGAAAAAUUAAAAGCAACUGACGAUAAUUGAUAUGCGAAAUCAACAAGUGUCGAUACUAAUGUGGUUUAGUUUCCUAGGAAAGCGCUUAAAACAAAACAAACUAGAGUUUAAGGAGUAAAAACAGAAGGAAGUGUAAACAUUUAGGACGGUUAAUAUAACCUUUGAAUUAUCACAAGAUAAUACUAGUUCUCAGAAGAAAAUGUUAUGGCUUACUGAAAAUGUUAAAAAGCGAAUGCUUGCUUAAAGAGCUCGAAGAAAUAGAUAAAACAUAUAAUUACUCAGGAAAUUAAUGUUCUAAAUUACGAACAACGCGCAUUUAGCGUUUUCACAAAAGAUUGAUGAUAACUUCCACAUUGAUUAUUUUAAGUAAAAAUUCGUUAUUAAAUUACACAUAAAAUCAGAUAACAACAUAUUUCACUACUGUCACACAUGCAUUUAACUUGGCAACAUUUUUCUUUCAUGCAAAAAAUAUUAGUUUCGAAAGUGAAAAAUGCUUGUUCGAGUUAUUUUUACUCUUGAAAUACAUACAUUUUCCCCAACUACGAAA
Molecule: messenger RNA, 1481 nt
Organism: Bactrocera tryoni
Lineage: Eukaryota; Metazoa; Arthropoda; Insecta; Diptera; Tephritidae
Gene: rdgBbeta
Product: cytoplasmic phosphatidylinositol transfer protein 1
Exons: 7
Coding region: 188-964 (258 amino acids)
Biological process (GO): phospholipid transport
Cellular component (GO): cytoplasm
Molecular function (GO): phosphatidylinositol binding; phosphatidylinositol transfer activity
Source: RefSeq, a predicted model, not a curated record